CGCGUGGCGGGAGAGGCCCCGCUCCCGGGAAGCGAGAGCCCGGACAGGCCGUCCCGAGCCCUGUUUACCGCCCGGCCUCUGCCCGGCCCCGCGUUGCUCACUCCCAUGUGACAGGUGGGAAACUCGACCCGCCGCCGAUGUUUUCCCUGCACGUGACCGAAAAGCGGGUUAUAAAUAGGCGAGCGGCCGGCGCCGGGGGCAAAGGCGGGUGCCCGCAGCCGAGGCGCAGGAGCUCGGUGCCGUUCACCCCGCCGGUGCCUGCGGAGGAGCGGGGACGCGUUUUGGCCGAGGAGCCUGUCGCCGGCCCCAUGGAUUACCAGCCCGGCAUCAUCCAGGACGGCAGCCCCAUGGAGAACCUGGAGAAGCAGCUCAUCUGCCCCAUCUGCCUGGAGAUGUUCACCAAGCCCGUGGUGAUCCUGCCCUGCCAGCACAACCUCUGCCGCAAGUGUGCCAACGACGUCUUCCAGGCCGCCAACCCGUACUGGCAGAGCCGGGGCAGCGUCAUCUCGGGGGGCCGUUUCCGCUGCCCGUCCUGCCGCCACGAGGUGCUCCUGGACCGCCACGGCGUCUACGGGCUGCAGAGGAACCUGCUGGUGGAGAACAUCAUCGACAUCUACAAGCAGGAGUGCUCCAGCAGGCCCCCGCAGAAGGGCGAGCACCCCAUGUGCAAGGAGCACGAGGACGAGCGCAUCAACAUCUACUGCCUGAGCUGCGAGGUGCCCACCUGCUCCAUGUGCAAGGUCUUCGGCGCCCACAAGGACUGCGACGUGGCCCCGCUGCAGAGCGUCUUCCAGGGCCAGAAGACCGAGCUGAACAACUGCAUCUCCAUGCUGGUGGCCGGCAACGACAGGAUCCAGACGAUCAUCAGCCAGCUGGAGGAGUCCUGCCGGAGAACCGAGGAGAACAGCCGGGCAGCCGAGCGGGAGCUGUGCGAGCGGUUCGGCGCCCUCGGGGCGCUGCUGGAGGAGAAGAAGGCGGAGAUGCUGCGGCGCAUCGCCAAGGAGCGGGAGGACAAGACGGGCUUCGUGCAGGCCCUCAUCCACAAGUACAAGGAGCAGCUGGAGAAGUCCUCCCGCCUGGUGGAGACGGCCAUCCAGGCCAUGGAGGAGACCGGCGGCGCCGCUUUCCUCAUGAACGCCAAGCAGCUCAUCAAAACGAUCGUGGAGGCCUCCAAGGGCGGCCGCCUGGAGAAGAUCGAGCAGGGCUUCGAGAACAUGGACGGCUUCUCCGUGAGCCUGGAGCACCUGGCCGACGCCGUCCGCCUCUUGGACUUCGAGACAGAAGAGGAAGAUGAUGAGUUCUUCGAGGAGGAGGAAGACGAGCCGGAAGAUGAAGCAGCACCGGCGAAGAGGGCGGAGGGUAAGGAUGGGGCGCCGGAGCCCGGGCUUUCCGCCGCCAGCACCGAGGAUCACGCGGGGAGCUGAGCCCCCCCAUAACCCCCCGCCUCCCUCUCUUGCA
Dromaius novaehollandiae (emu) is the source of this 1458-nucleotide messenger RNA. It is a transcript of the gene TRIM63, whose product is annotated as tripartite motif containing 63. The record is from RefSeq and is a predicted model, not a curated record. The transcript is spliced from 8 exons. Gene Ontology annotation, molecular function: ubiquitin protein ligase activity; zinc ion binding. The coding region runs from base 138 to 1424 and encodes 428 amino acids. Gene Ontology annotation, biological process: protein ubiquitination. Gene Ontology annotation, cellular component: cytoplasm. NCBI's taxonomy places the organism in Eukaryota, Metazoa, Chordata, Aves, Casuariiformes, Dromaiidae.